UAAAAAUGAUAUAGCCACUAGUCAAAGUGGUUGAGCUCCAAAAAUCCCAUUUCAAAUCUACCAAUUCUCUCCUCCCAAAUUCCUUAAAACCCAAACCAAUUUAUAUUAAGCUCCAAAUCCUAGCCAUCAACACCAAUCCAAAAUAAGAAAAACAAAGGUACAAUUAAAAAUGGCUAGUUUGCAGAUAAUUCUCCCAAUUCUUGUAAGCUUAUCUUGGAUUUAUGGGACGAAUGCGCAGAUCACGACAGCAUGCAGCAGUUCCAUGAUAAGCAGCUUCACGCCGUGCUUGAACUUCGUGACCGGCAGCAGCGGCAGCGGCUCCUCUCCGACACGAGAUUGCUGCGAUGCGUUGAAAUCACUGAUCGUCAACAACAUGGACUGCGCCUGCCUAAUCAUAACCGGAAAUGUGCCGGUUUCCAUCCCUUUUAUCAACGCCAACUUGGGAAGCGCUCUGCCCCGAGCUUGCAAAUCCUCCGUCCCUAUGCAGUGCAAAUCCUCUGGUGUUCCCUUACCAGCUCCAGGUCCUGUAUUAUUUACGCCUCCUGCACCACCUGCUGCUGCACCUGUUCAUGAUGUCCCUGCUGCUACUCCGCUUCAUGCUCAUGCUCCCAAAGGUUCUAAAGCCGCGACCGCGGCUGCUCCGCCUCCAGCCGGAAGCUUGGAUAUCGCACCGGCGCCGUCGUCUACUCCUAAAUUUCCGUUAGGUCCAGGUGCAAAUCCGGGGAUUAGACCAGUGGUGAACCCCAGCUCAGCAGCCUCGAAUCUAUUCGCCGUUUCAUUGCCAUAUCUUGUUUUAAUGUUUGCAGGCAUUAUUGCUUUUAAAUUCUUCUAAGCAAUCAAAUAUUUGAGAUGUAACGUUGUUGUUGUUCUUCAUAUUAACGGAGGAAUGUAUUGUAAGCUUCAUCGACCAAUCAAAUUUAAAUUUUUCUUGAAUUGAGU
Molecule: messenger RNA, 939 nt
Organism: Salvia miltiorrhiza (redroot sage)
Lineage: Eukaryota; Viridiplantae; Streptophyta; Magnoliopsida; Lamiales; Lamiaceae
Product: non-specific lipid transfer protein GPI-anchored 16-like
Exons: 4
Coding region: 170-832 (220 amino acids)
Source: RefSeq, a predicted model, not a curated record